AUGCUUCAUGAUUAUAUGCAAGGCCAAGGAUUACGAUCUAUUCUCAUCAGCUUUCUUUACUCCAUCAUACACGAGUUGAAAAACAUGAAGGUUAUCUCUGCUGUUAUCUUUGCUUUUGGCUCUCUUAUGGUCAAAUCCACUGUUGAAGGUUAUCGCUUAAUGGACUACUACCCAUCUCGUAAAUGCCACUCUGACUUAACGGCUGGUGGACCCCCAAUCUGCUUGCGUAUUUGCGGUCCUGAAGAAAUCAAGUGUCACAAAGGCUGGGAGAAAAAACAAUUUGGCCACUGCUGGACUUGUUGUUUAAAGCAAGACGACGAUGACGGCGACGAUGACGGCGACGAUGACGACGAUUAUAUUUUAUUGAAGUGAAAUGUACAUAUUACUCUUUUUAGCAUUAAAAUACAGGCCUUUCUUUCCGAAACAAUGUGUGGUUGUCUUUUUGUAUCUUAUAAUCUGGCAGUAG
Messenger RNA from Rhizopus microsporus ATCC 52813, 466 nucleotides. RefSeq lists its product as uncharacterized. Lineage: Eukaryota; Fungi; Mucoromycota; Mucoromycetes; Mucorales; Rhizopodaceae. The transcript has 2 exons. The record is from RefSeq and is a predicted model, not a curated record. Bases 1 to 372 code for a protein of 123 amino acids.